AUGAGUCAAGACAUUGAAGAAUACAAAGCACUCACAUCAACCCUACUGUCAUUCUACAACUUCCACAAAUAUCAAACCGAACAAAUCAUCAAACCCCGUCUCCUAAAACAACAAGCAUUAACACCCCAAGAAGCUCAAUUAGUCCCCUGGUAUACCAAACACAUUGAAAAUUUGAAAGAAUGCAUAAUCCUCAACACCAAUUUCUUAGAAACAUUAGCCAUAUCUGUCGCCAAUGCAUGGUCAGUUCCCUCUGAUCCGCAAAGUUGGGAACCUGCCACUGAACGAGAUUAUGACGUGGUGGCGACCACGUUAUUACAGCUCAUGAGAGAAUGGAGUGAUGAAGGUCAGAAGGAACGUGAGGUAUGUUAUGGAAAGAUCUUGGAUGAAUUGGAAUCGAUAUAUCCUGAUAAACUCCAACGACAAAAUAUAAAAAUCUUGAAUCCAGGAACACCUAAUCCUUCUAACAAUAACCUUAAUCAAGUUUCCCCAAAAACCUGA
Hemisphaericaspora subhashii is the source of this 498-nucleotide messenger RNA. RefSeq lists its product as uncharacterized. Lineage: Eukaryota; Fungi; Ascomycota; Pichiomycetes; Serinales; Debaryomycetaceae. The record is from RefSeq and is a predicted model, not a curated record. The transcript has a single exon. Gene Ontology annotation, molecular function: S-adenosylmethionine-dependent methyltransferase activity. The coding region runs from base 1 to 498 and encodes 165 amino acids.